AAAGUAUGGCGCCGGAGAGCUUGUCAACAAUAACGGAGCAAUGGAUAAGGAAUAGGUUACAGUUAAAACAUCCCUGUCUUGGUGAUGUCCGCUCACUGAGCCUCCCGGGGAUGUAUGAGGACGGUAAGAUCAGACAUCUUGGAAGCGCACUGAUUAACUUUGUCCAUCUGAAGUCUCUGGAUCUUUCCAACAAUGCUCUCGUCUCCGUUCAGGGAGUUCAAUAUUUGAAAGUGCUGGAAAGGCUGAUCCUGUACCGUAACUGCAUACCUUCCCUCGAAGAGGUGGAAGUGCUGUACGAGCUGCCAGCUUUGAGAGAGCUGGACCUCAGGCUCAACCCUCUGACCAAAAGUCACCCACACUACCGCCCUCAUCUGGUGCAUGCCAUGCCCAGCCUGCGCAAACUAGACGGCUGUUCAGUCAGAUGCUCCGAGCGCAAAGCCACUAUACUGCAGUUCUCCUCUGACCUAAUACCUCAGCAGAAGAGCUCAGCUUUAAACCAGGCUGCUUACCAAAGAAGCAGAAGUCAGAGACUGGCUUUAGCUGACGGCUUGACCAAGCAGCUCUCUCUCCUGACCGACAGCGAUGAUAUUGUGUUGAAUUCUGUUGCGAUGAAUCAUGGAGGCCAAAGUGAUACUUGGCCCCUCGCUGACUCACUUCACAAGGAGGCAGAAGAAUCCACAGAUUUUACAGAACAAAGGGCUUCUCCUCCAAAACAGGAAACUGCUAAAUCCAUCCUCAGGCACCCCCCCACAAAAUAUGGCGGCGACAGAAGCCCCUGUGUAGGGAAACGCAGAGCUGUGCCUGGAAAACAAAAGCAAAAGGACCUCCCCAAACACACCAGACACGUGGCCAAGGUGCAUUUUACUCCUAAUCCUGAUCAAAGUCGCUGUCAGAGCUCUUCAUUCAUUAACGUCCAGCCUCCCAGUCCGCGUCGUCCUGGUUUGAAUCUGUCUGACCGCUCCAACCCCAUAUUACAUCCACCAAGACUGACUUAUUCUAGCUUCAACAAGACGGAAGGAGGCUCCAGCCUGCCGCAGCAAGCAGAACAGGGAAAAAGGGGUAGUUACAGGAAACCACUGGACAUGUUCCUCAACCUCGUGGACAAACACUUCACAGGAGAGAGGCAUCACAGCAACUUCCUGUCUCAGGCAGUCCAGAUCCUCUGUAUGAUGGAAAAGGAUAUUUCCAGUUGGGAGGCUGAGGUCAGGACCUUAAGACGGGAAACUGAUGCACUGACUUUUCAAGUGGCUGCACGAGAGGAGGAGCACAGAACUGAAGUCCGUAACCUCUCUGCUCAGCUGGAGGAAGCUCGCAGUGCAGUCGGCAAACUAAAUGAGCAGCUGAGGAUUGUCUUGAAGGAAAAUGCGGCUCUGCAGAAACAGCUCAUCAAGUUAGAACGACAGUAUCUCAAGUCUAUGAUGAAACGUUCACCUAUUACUCAGAUUAAAGAGGCUCAGACAGAAGUGGAGGAGCUGAGGAAAGAGGUCGAGGAGCUGAGGGAGAAAGUGCAGGAGGCUGAGAAUGUCAAGGAAUUGUCAAAUAUGCUGCAAGAAAGCCACAGGUCCCUGGUGGCUACCGUCUAGUGUUUGCUAGCCGAGCUGAAGGGAAGUGGGAAACUUUGAAGGAGAAUUUGGAUAAAGAGGAAGCACAAUGGGAUGGAAAUCUUAAAGCCUGACUGUGCAGAGCGUCACAUUAGCAUUGCUUCCGCUGCACGAGGCCCAGCAUCUGCAGACUGUUUUUAAUCCAUUGCUACUUUUCGUCACUGCAGUGUACAUUUAUUUGUCAGUGUGUAUUAAGUCCUCAGCCCCUGUGUGUUUAUAGUAUAGUGUUUAUUAUUUCAAAAAAUAUGUAUAGGCUUUGUUUGUUUGACGUAAACAGAAAUGGGGAAAGGCAAUCAGUUCAGGAAAGUUUGUGUAUAACUGUGUGACAGGACUGUUAUGUUAAACGAUUAUGAAGGGGGAAAUGUUAGAGAGAAGGUCAUAGUGUAUUUCCUGGAUCAGUAGCAGGAUUGUGUCUCUCUGAGCUGUUUUCCUCCAUUUUUUUUUUUUUUUUAGGUCAGUCAUGUCUCCAUCUGCUUUCUACACUGCAGUGGAAUGAAUGUAUCUAGAUUCCGGCAGCUGCACUGUGACUUUAUUUAUACCUCUGCCUUAGGGCUGGAGAGCUACACACACACACACACACAGAUACUUGCACUUUCCUCACACAAACACUAAUGCAAGACCUGGCAAACCAGGUUAGGAUGUGAUGCUCCUACAUAAACUGAAUGUAGCUUUUGCUUUUAUGUGAAUGUUACAGGUCACUGGUGGGUGCUACUGGUGGAGAGUUUCACAGUGUUCCUGAAAAAGCCAUAAGAAAAAAAAAAAGUGUUUUGACUGACACCCUGUAACCUACUCAGCAGAGGGCUUCAGACGUGUGUUUUCUUUUUUAUUUUCAAUUAUGCACUACAAAUCAUGAACACACAUUAAGAGGCCUAAAGAACAAGAACAAAAACACACUGCAUGCACCGGGGCACAAUAGUACAUUAAGUUAUUUUAAAAGAAAAGAAGACAAUGUGGUUCUCCACAUUAAAGGUGCACAGUAUUUGGCAUUAAGCACAGAAAACAGAUCAUAUUCAAGCUACUGGAGCAGACAAAGACUAACACACUGAUAGCUGCUAGUUUUGCACUUGAUGCAUGAUUCUUUAUCAGCUGAGACUACAGGAAAUAUGAAAGACUGUCACCAUGUUGGAAAAAUAUAAAAGUAUAUUACUUGUUUGCAAGUAAUUUUUUCCCUUUAUCUCAUACAUACAGUAUGGGAGGAUACAACAGUAAAACCCUGCUUUUGUUUUCAGUGGAGUUUGUGCCUUGGAUGACAGUACCACCCAUAAAAGGUACUUUUUUUCUUUACCGACAGACAAAUUAUAAUAGCAUCAGAGUGCAGCUGACAUGUACAGGUUGAUAUAUAUUGAUUUCAAGCAAUACAAGAUUUUAUCAUGAGCCCACAAUUCAUCACUUUGUUUUUUGUUUGUUUGUUUUUUUUGCAAGAAAAUAUUUAAAUCUGUCCAGUAGUCUGUCCUCACAGCAGGCACGGCAGUUCAGAUAAGACAUGACAAACUCCUACUGUCAUCUAUAUGCUUCUGAAUCAAAUGCAAUAUACAUUAACAUGCACAAAGUACAGCAAUACAGAAAAAAACAACAUAUGGAGCCAGUGUCAUAAAUUAAGCCAUGUGGCCACAAGUUUUUAGAAUAUACACAAUCUUACCACAAAUAUAUUAGAACUACUGUAUAGAAAUCUGAUGAGGAAAUAUUAUAAGUCAAAUGUUAAAAAUACAAUCUUGUACAACUCAGCUCAUCUGCUGUGGUUAGAACUUCCUUAUUCGACUGAACUCACCAAUUUAAAGUUCAAAAAGCAUGUUAGCAAAACAGUUUUUGACGGUGGAUACAAUAAGGUCUGAAUAAUGACAAAGGAAGAGAAAAAUAGGCUUGCAUGGAAGGAAUUUUGAUUUUCAUGUUUUACAUAUUCACAGACUCAAAAAGAUAUGGCAGCGUUGUUCAGUCGAGCAGUGAACUAAAUUGUAUUUUUGCCCAGAAAAGUUAACGAAACCCUUAAUAUUAUUUUUCUUGGCUUGAGCUGAAGGCAAAUGACUCAAAUGACAGUGUGAGCUCAUAAAAUAAACAAAACAACGAACAGCAGAUUUCUUUUCAAGAUUUAACAAGAUGGGGGGGGCAGACAACACUGAAGAUGGAAUUAAGAAUUGAAGUUUUCAAAAGAAACAAACUGAUAACAUCAAUGUCAAAAAUGUAUGCCAAUCGUCACUGAAACUGCAAAACAAAUUAAAAAUGCAUCUCUGCAGCAGAAUAUGGGAAUAGAAAAAGUUCCAUUAAAAAGUGCAUUGUUGUUAAU
Chelmon rostratus (copperband butterflyfish) is the source of this 3882-nucleotide messenger RNA. It is a transcript of the gene cep72, whose product is annotated as centrosomal protein 72. The transcript is spliced from 14 exons. The coding region runs from base 6 to 1583 and encodes 525 amino acids. Lineage: Eukaryota; Metazoa; Chordata; Actinopteri; Chaetodontiformes; Chaetodontidae. The record is from RefSeq and is a predicted model, not a curated record. Gene Ontology annotation, molecular function: protein binding.